Arvicola amphibius (Eurasian water vole) is the source of this 6781-nucleotide messenger RNA. RefSeq names its product NEDD1 gamma-tubulin ring complex targeting factor (gene Nedd1). Gene Ontology annotation, cellular component: ciliary basal body; centriole; spindle pole. The transcript has 15 exons. Gene Ontology annotation, biological process: mitotic cell cycle; microtubule nucleation. NCBI's taxonomy places the organism in Eukaryota, Metazoa, Chordata, Mammalia, Rodentia, Cricetidae. Bases 103 to 2088 code for a protein of 661 amino acids. Gene Ontology annotation, molecular function: gamma-tubulin binding. The record is from RefSeq and is a predicted model, not a curated record.
GUCACGCAGGGUGGGACUUCCGGCCGCCCAAGUUUAACAGUCCAGGCGGGAGCCGGAAGCGCGGCCGCGGAGCGGGUGGUCCCACGCCUGAGAGGCUCAGUCAUGCAGGAAAACCUCAGAUUUGCUUCAUCAGGCGAUGAUAUUAGAAUAUGGGAUGCUUCGUCUAUGACAUUGGUGGAUAAAUUCAACCCCCACACAUCACCACAUGGAAUCAGUUCAAUCUGUUGGAGCAGCAAUAAUAACUUCCUAGUGACAGCGUCUUCCAGUGGAGACAAAAUAGUGGUGUCAAGUUGCAAAUGCAAACCCGUCCCGCUUUUGGAGCUUGCUGAAGGGCAAAAGCAGACAUGUGUCGAUUUAAAUUCCACAUCAAUGUAUUUGGCAAGUGGAGGCCUAAAUAACACUGUUAAUAUUUGGGAUUUAAAAUCAAAACGAGUUCAUCGGUCUCUUAAGGAUCAUAAAGCUGAAGUCACUUGUGUGGCAUACAAUUGGAAUGAUUGCUACAUUGCUUCUGGGUCUCUCAGUGGUGAGAUUGUUUUGCACAGUGUAACCACAAAUACAUCCAGUACACCGUUUGGCCAUGGAAGUAAUCAGCCUGUCCGGCACGUGAAGUACUCCUUGUUCAAGAAGUCUCUCCUCGGCAGUGUUUCGGAUAAUGGAGUAGUGACCCUCUGGGAUGUCAACAGUCAGAGCUCCUACCAUAGCUUUGACAGUCCACACAAGGCUCCAGCUUCAGGCAUCUGUUUCUCUCCUGUCAAUGAACUGCUGUUUGUAACCAUAGGCUUGGAUAAAAGAAUCAUCCUCUAUGACACUGCAAGUAAGAAGCUGGUGAAAACUUUAGUGGCCGACACUCCUCUGACCGCAGUAGAUUUUAUGCCUGAUGGAGCCACUUUGGCUAUUGGGUCUUCCCGUGGGAAAAUAUAUCAGUACGACUUAAGGAUGCUGAAAUCACCCGUGAAAACCAUCAGUGCCCACAAGACAUCUGUACAGUGUAUAGCAUUUCAGUAUUCCACAACUCUGACGAAGGCAAAUUUAAAUAAAGGCUGCUCAAAUAAGGGCACAUCAGUGAACAAGCGGAGUGUUGCUGUGAGCAGCAGCAGUGGGGCUGCCCAGAAUUCUGGAACCGUCAGGGAAGCAACUACGCCUUCCAUUGCCACAGUUCUCCCACAGCCUGUGACCACAGCCGUGGCCAAAGGAGCUGUUGCCGCUCAGGAUAAAGCAGGCUUGUCUUCUCGAAGCAUAAAUACAGAUAUUUUAUCUAAGGAAACAGAUGGUGGAAAAAGUCAAGAUUUCUCCAGCUUUGAUGAUACUAGGAAAAGUAGUUUAGGUGACAUGUUCUCACCAGUCAGAGACGAUGUUGUGGUCAACAAAGGAGGUGAUGAGUCUGUAGGCAAAGGAGAUGGCCUUGACUUUCUACUGCAGCUGAACUCAGUGUUCCCCCCGAGAAAAAAUCCAGUCGCUUCUAGCACUCUGGUGCCACAGUCCAGCCCUCUUGCCGUCUUCAUGGAGUCUCCAGGGAAGGAAGACAGUGCAAGCCCUGAUCUGGCAGCUGAGGCGAAGAGAGCCUUCCCGGGGAGGCAGGAGCCAAAGGACUCCUUGAAACAGUUUGCAAAGUUGAUCUCCUCUGGUGCUGAGCCUGGAUUUCUAAAUACCUCUCCAUCAUCUAACCAAAUAAGAAAUCUUGAAAAAUAUGAAAAGCCAGAAAAAGAAACUGAAGCCCCAUUGAUACAUGAGCCCUCAGUCAAUGGAUCCUCAACUCCAGUUCCAAAGGUAGCGUCCUCCGUCACUGCUGGAGUAGCCAGCUCACUCUCAGAGAAAAUAGUCGAUACCCUUGGGAGCAGUCGGCCCAGUGCACCGCUGACCUCUGUUCAGAUCCGCUUCAUUCAGAACAUGAUACAGGAAACCUUGGAUGACUGCAGGGAAGCGUGCCAUAAGGACAUUGUGAAUUUGCAAGUGGAGAUGAUUAAACAGUUUCAUAUACAGCUGAAUGAAAUACACUCUUUGCUGGAAAGAUACUCAGUGAAUGAAGGAUUGGUGGCUGAAGUCGAAAGGCUGCGCGAAGAAAACAAAAGACUACGGACCCACUUCUGAAUACUCAGAACACCUUAAUUUUUAUGAUUGGGAAGUUUCUGGCAACUAAGAAUGAAACAGAGUCAGUAUUGUUUUCAUGGCCUUGACAAUGGGUUUUGCACCAGGCACUAUUCCAUCUCUAUCAGACAUAUUUAUAUUUUUAUAUUAAAAAUGCACAGAAUACCUUCUUCCUAAUAGGGAAGUGAACAGGAUCUUUAUGUUCUGAAUGCCUUAGCUAUACACUAAGUGCCCUUUGCCUAAGAAAAGAAAUAUGCGUAUAAGGCUGGGUUUAUGUUUUACAAGUGACUCUUUAAAACAGUUAUAUUUUUGAUGGACAAAUUAUAUUCCAAAUUUUCUUUUUAGGUAGCCAGUGUUCAAAACAUUGGUAUACCUUCUAUUUUAUGAAGAAAUAAUUUUAGGGCGGCAGUUGGAUUUUUUUCAUGCUGCUGAUUAGUCAUAAUCUUGUUAACUGAUGACGUCAGGUCUGACUUAUUUAUUGUUCGAUGUAUGAUGCUUGUAUUUUAAAACUUUGAGUUGUACAGAUACAUGGUACCUUUGACAUUUCUGUUUCUGAGGGCUCCCUAUUCUGGUUUCCGACCUUUACACAUGAAAAACUAAUAAGGUUUUGGAAAAUUCAAGGGCUAUACAUCUGCUGAUUGUUUAAUGGAUUGAUGGUAUGCAAAAUCAUGCUAUAAGGUUUUAACCACCGUGGCUCAACUUAUAAUCAAUGAAAACUUAUUGUAAGGUAAUAAAUAUUACAAUAUUGUUGCCAUUUUUCUCACAAGUAAAAAGCAUAGAUUAUUUUUCUGUGUUUUAUACCAUUAACUUUCUCUAAUUAUAGCAUGCUACAGAUAGUAUUUUUCUAUUACUAGCCUUACCAUAGCGUUAUUUAUAUCAGCUCAUCAUGGAAAGAAUUUACACAACAGCAGCAGCUGGGCAUGCUCAUCCACCUGCUGUGAUCCACAGUUUGAUAGGACUGGACUAGGAGAGCUACUCAUCCAUUAACAUUCUUGUUGCCUCUUGCCCAAAGAUUUCAACUGUGUACUUUGUAUAUAGGUCUGUUGCCCAUUUUUACUUUCUGAGAUCAAAAUAUUUACUAAGAUGUAGCUUAGUUUGCUAACUUUAUGGGUUUCUAAAGUGAUGGAAGGCUUACAGAUAUACAUAAUAAAUACAAACCUAUGAAUAAUUAUUUCCAAAAGCAAAACAGGAAUAUGCCUUUUCCCAGGUGACUCAGAUAUGCUGCCAUCUUUUCCCAGAGGAUAUGGCAGCAUUAUGACUUGUAACAAGUUUCCUUACCUGUCACUCAAGCAAGGUUAGGAUGCAGAAGUACUUUGUCUAUAUGCCGUAUUUUUAUCUAUUAAUAUUUUCCUACUUCCUUUUUCUAUAGGUGUAUAUAUUGUAUAUUAAAAGGGUCUGAUAAAAUAAUUGAGUAAUUUUAUGUGUAUAGGUGAAACACUUGUCAUGGAUUUAAACACUGAGUACAGUAAAUAAAUUUUUUUUGUUGUUUUCAAAGCAUAGAAGAUUUGUACUUGAACUUUCUGCCUCUGGUUGAAAUGGAAUAACAGGGCUUACCUUACCUUCCCGUUUGAAAUUUGUAAACAAAAGGCACGAUGUGUGAAAUAGUUACUAUAGAUUGGCAAUAGGCCCUAUAGCACCGCCAUCCCUGAGAGGCACUCGGAAUACUCAGGGUAACAGAUGACAGCAAAUUGCUUAAAGCCUGCAUGGAAAAUUAAAAUAGAAGCUGAAGAAAGAGGGCAUUUCCUAGAAGGAAAAGGGUGCCAUGGCAGAGUGUCUUCCAGGUUCUGAAAGUGGAUCUGCAGUUCAGAUUUAUACUCAGUGAAAGUGCUUUUCAAAGAUGAAAAUGAAAUAAAACUUUUUCUUUAGACCUAGAAAGGCUGAAAGAGUUCCACCACAAGGAGAGGGAGUGGCAGGAAAUGUUUACGAAGGAAAAGGAUACCCUAAAAGUUGUAACUACUCAAAGAAACAGACGAAAAAUGCAAAAUACUAAAGACAUUUCUCAUUUUUCAAACGUAAAUGUAAAAUGUUUUGUGUUCUUAACCGAGGUAAAGCUGACACGUAGGCUAUAGUCAAGGUCGGGAGGCUGUAGUGAAAUCCCCUGCCCUGAGUUGUUCCCACUAACUGAAGCAGCACGACAGGACCUGGAAGUGGACUGCAUAAUGUCAGCUGUCGUGGAACAAUGGCAAGAUGCAACCAUAGAAGAGCAACAAAACCCCAAACGGUCUGGGAGUGACUAAAUGAGUAGUCACACACGCAUUGACGGGCACCAGAGUUUGAAUACCUGGGACCCACAGCAAAUCAGCAGGGCAUAUCUGUAAUGCUGUGGCGUCGCUGUGAGGUGUGGGGCAGAGACAGAACCGCUAGAAGGCUGUGGGCCAGCUGGAUGGACCGACAUGCACGGUGGCAAGCAAACUCUGUGGAAGGCGAAGACUAACCCUACUGAUUGUCUUCUGACCUCUGCAUGUGCAUGCCUGACCAAUAAACACUAAUGCACGCACAGACACAAAUCCAAAAGAAUGUAGUUGAAAGGGUAAACAAGUUAUGGAACAAAUAGAAAAUAAACAGCAAGAUGGCAGAUUUAAAAACAUAUCUAGAAUUACAUUGGCUAUAGGUUGCCAGAGUUACUUUUAUUAUCAGAUUGAAUCUUUUAGCCUCGUUGUACUGAACAUAAAUCUAGUUUAAACAUGAAUAUAUAAACUUUAAAUAUGAAAAAUAAAAUGAAUAGUGUAUUGAGUUGAAUGCAAAUGAGAUUCUGGAGGGUAGGCUCAGUGGUUAAGAGAGCGUACUGCUCUUCCACGGGACCCAAAUUUGGUCUCCUGUUAACACCUUGGAUGGUUCACAACUUCUUGUAACUCCAGCUCCAGAGAGUUUGAUAACCUCCUUUGGCCUCUGCAUUCAUUCUCUCUCUUGCAACUCUGUCUACCUCUUUCUCUUAAAUAAUUAAAGAUAAAUCCUUAAGAAUUGUGGGAGCCACACUGUGUAGUAUUUGUAGAGGAAUGCAUAGCAUCAAAAGCUUAUUUUAGGAAAGGAAAGACUCCUAUACUAGGUGAGCUCAGUGUCCACCUGCAAGUAGAAAAAUAUGUGAGUCCCAAAAUGAGAAAAAAAAUAGAAAAAAGAAUGGCAUGGAAACAAAAUAAACGGGGUGGGGGUGGGGGAUAGUGAAGUAAAGAGCUAGUUCUCAUCAAUAAAACUGAUAAAAAUAGGCAUAAAUGAUCAAUGUCAGGAAUAAAAGAAAUCGCCUACAAGUAUUUCUGACAAAAAUGCCAAGUAUGAAAACUGACAAAUUCUUUCAUAUAUUUAAAGAAAACACCCAGUUCUGAACAAGUGCUUGUAGCAUUGGAUAACCAGGGUUUGAUGCCCAACUCACAAAGGCCAGCAUCACUCUGCUGCUCAAAGAAGACAGCAUCCUGACAUAAAUGCAGGCAGUUCCACAUCACAUUUUAAUUGUUCAAAUCUAGCAGUCUGUUUAAAAAAAAUAAGGAUACAGCCAAAGGAGAUUCUCCAAGAAUGCAAAUUUGGGAUAAUGAGGAAAUCUAACAGUCUGUCACAAAGCAAACAUUCUUUUGGUAGGUGCAGAAACAACGUUUGAUAAAGUCAGUAUUCACUCCUGAUUUAAAACUCAGAUAUAAGUGAAUAUUCAAAAAAAUCUCAUUAUGUAAGCAGCAAUUAAUGAGAAAAUUACGUGCCACUUAGAAUAGCAUAAAAAUGUGAGCUAGUGACGGAUAGAUAGGAUAAAAAGACUUACACACUGCAUUCUCCAGCGAAAAGGUAAAUUUUAGUAGUGUGGCGUGCACAUUAGGGGUUGAAAGUCUCCCUACUGUGCGAUGUCAGUUCUCACAUUGACAUGUAUUCAACAGAAUGACAAGAAUGUUACCUGUGUUGUUAGAUAGUAUCUGUGAAACUGCCUUCAAAAUUUUGAAGUACAAAAUAUUUAAGUAACCAAACAACCUUGGACAAAAAUAGCACAUUAAUGUUUACACUUCAUAAUUUCUUGUUAAAAGACAACCAGCCAUAAGUAUAAAUACAAUCACACCAAUAUGGUACAGUAAAGUCCAGAAGUAGAUUCUCAUACCAGUACACACACUCAUACAUACGCUAGGGAGAGCCCACUAGAGAUAACAUAGUUGAUAGCCAAUUAUAAGUCUUUGUUGCAGUUGGCUGGAACUACACUUGGCAUUUGGGACCUAAGUUAGCACUAGGCAUUUAGUGGGUUUUUAAAGGCAAAAACUAUAUCCUGAUGUCUCACUUGUCAGCUGCAAGGAGAGGUUUUGCACAAGCAGGCAUCUUGACCUCAGAUUCCUAGAAAAGUGUUGGUUAAUUUUCUGUGGGUCUUCCUAUCAAGUUAAUCAAAUUCUAGUUAAGUCUAAAAUGGCCUCAGCAAGUAUACAAGAUGAAGGAACCUCUACAUUGUCUUGCCUUUUCAUACAUAAUCCUCAACUGAUAUUUGACAUAAAAAUAGAAAUCAAUAGAGAAGGUUAUACUUUAUUUGUUUUUGUUGGAUAAGAGGGUCGCUAUUUGAAACAAAAAUUGUGAGACAUACUCUGUACUAUUUAAAAGUUAACUAAAAUAGAUUGGACCUUGUAAUUGUUUUAAAUUAAAGGCUAUUUCUAGAAGAUAACAUGAGGUAGAAGUCUUGAACUUAUCUAAUUUUGAAUACAUCAACAAAUAAAACUUUUGAAAGAAUUGUUAACUUGAA